CGCGCGACGACGGCGGCGCCAUGCUGCCGCCGCCGCGCGGACUCGGCGCGCGCGGACUCGAUCGCGGCGCACCCGGCGCGUUUCGCGGACGCGCGACGACGCGCGACGACGGCGCGCGACGACGAGGGACGGGACGACGCACGACGACGACGACGACGACGACGACGACGACGACGGGCGCGCGCGGACGCGCGGUGCGGUCGAUCAAGGAACCGAACGGCGCGAGCGGCGCGCAGAGCGCGAGCGGUGGGGCCUCGACGAGCGCGAGCGGUGGCGACGGCAAGGGCGGGGGGUGGGGGAAGUGGUUCGACAAGGCGAGCGAGCUGACGAGACGAGCGACGGCGACGACGGCGACGUGGGCGCAGUCGACGCAGAACGUGGUGACGAAGGAGAUGAAUGAGAAGGCGAAGUUGAUACAGCCGUCGAUGAACGUGGCGGUCGAUCACUUUGGGCCGACGGCGAGGCAGAUUAAUAAUUUGUUGAAGCCGGUGACGGAGCCGAUUAGAAAGGAGUGGAUGAAUCUCAAGCCGGAGACGCGACGGGUGAUGAAGGGUGGGUUUUUCGGCGCUUUUUUUGGGAAUUUGGUUCUCGGUUGGCCCGCGCGCGCCGACCGCAAGCGGUUGCGGGCGAAGGUGGAGCAAAUGCACUUAGAGCGCGCGAAGAUGCUCGUGGACGACUUUUCGCUCGAGCGCGAAGUGCUCAGCUUGAACGCGGAGAACAGAAGACUUGAAAAGCGCACGCUUCGAGCGGAGAUGGCUCUGAACGCGAUCAAGCGUCGAUUGGGAGAGUACGUGGUGGCUCCGAAAGAUGAGACCCACUUCGCCGAUCCCAAUCUGUCGGGAGUGAUGCCGGGCGCGCCGUGGGCGAACGAUCUUCUCGACGCCGUCGGUUCGCGCGUCGAGAGCGCUAGACCGUCGUACACGUCUGAACCCAAGCCCACGGCGGUGAAUUCGAUUUCAUCUGGAAAGGACGGAUGGAGUCGCGACGAGGCGUGGGCGCAAGGGUUUUUGAGCGCCUCCGCCGAGGCGUCGAGCGACGGCGUCGACGGUGGGCGCCCGACGGCGCUUUAAAACGCACCCGCGCGAGCGUACUUUUUUGCACCGAAAAGCCCGCGUAAUGAAUUCUUCAACGCAACCGAGUUCUUACAUUACAAUAAAUACAUCAACACAGAAGUUUUCUUCCCA
Ostreococcus lucimarinus CCE9901 is the source of this 1184-nucleotide messenger RNA. RefSeq lists its product with no specific name. The transcript has a single exon. NCBI's taxonomy places the organism in Eukaryota, Viridiplantae, Chlorophyta, Mamiellophyceae, Mamiellales, Bathycoccaceae. The coding region runs from base 21 to 1070 and encodes 349 amino acids. The record is from RefSeq and is a predicted model, not a curated record.